This is a messenger RNA of Aspergillus versicolor CBS 583.65, 750 nucleotides long. Its product is annotated as DUF3455 domain-containing protein. NCBI's taxonomy places the organism in Eukaryota, Fungi, Ascomycota, Eurotiomycetes, Eurotiales, Aspergillaceae. The transcript has 2 exons. Bases 1 to 750 code for a protein of 249 amino acids. The record is from RefSeq and is a predicted model, not a curated record.
AUGUUGUGGACAACUUCCUUUUUUUCGCUCCUCCUCUCGAUCACCGCUGCCGGCGCUCUGCCAUCCAACCUCCCUGCUGACGCAUCGCUCUAUUCAUCUCUACUCGAAAAUGCUCCUGAUGACCUCCAGCUAAUCAACUGCCCACUCGGAGAUUCGGUUUAUUUCCCCGAAUCGACCUUGCCAGCACCAUCCAAAGGCCUAGAGCUCAAGUUCGUGACCGUCGGCCGCGGAACCCAGAACUACACCUGCCCCGCCAACAACAACACCGCGAAACCCAAAGCCAUUGGCGCAACCGCAAACCUCUUCGACGCAUCCUGUAUCGCCGCUCUACACUUGGACAGCGACUCCGGAAAGCAAUUUCCCAUACAUAUCAUCCCUGACGUUCUCAAACCCAUCGCAAUGGGCACCGUGGAUUUCCUCGCUGACAUGCUAAGCCGCACCCGGGGUCAAGAUAUGGAAAUUGGGAAGCACUAUUUCACUGCAGACGGGGUACCAUUUUUUGACCUCCGGUCGCAACAUUCAUCGAAUGAUUGGCUGUCUUGCCAGAAGGAAGCUGAGAUGCCCGCGCCUGAGAGGCCCGGAAACGGAGUUAAUGAGGAUGUGGCGUGGUUGAAGCUGAAGCACGUUGACGGGGGCUUGAGUGAGGUCUACCGUCUACAUACAGCCGGCGGCUCGCCACCUGCUACUUGCGAGGGCAUCUCUGGAGAGUUUACCAUGGAAUACGCCGCCGAAUAUUGGUUCUAUGGUUGA